AAUAAUAAUCUAAAUAACAUAAUGUAUCAUAUUUAUUGCCUAUUUGGUUUAAUCAUUUUGGCCAAUAUUUGUUUCAUCGUUGUUGUUACACCUGUAGCAGCAGCUGAAGAUGAAAAUAUGGAAAAAAUAUCUACCCUAGUGCCAGUAUUCAUCAGUAAAGGCGGAAACAUUGUCGAACGAGAAAAUGCUGAAAUACGUUUGCCUUGUGAGAUUAAAGAUCUGGGUGAACAUGCUUUUAUGUGGAAAUUCAAUACAAAAUUUUUAUAUGUCGGUAAUCUAACCAUACAACAAUUGAAUGGUGUUGAAAAGGAUACAUCAUCCAAUGGUAUUAUAAUUAAACGAUUGAACAAUGAUCUUACUGGUAUUUAUAGGUGUGAGAUUAGCUCAAAUCCACCUCGUAUGAUUCAAUAUAAUGUAUCAAUGCAUACUGCACCAGUAAUCAUACCGAAUCCGGCCAACAAAGACAAUAAGGUGGUCGUAUCACAGGAUCAACCAUUGGUAUUACAUUGUAACAUUGCUACAUCAUCAUCAUUAUUGCCGACAACAUUUCAAUGGAAACAUAAUUCAAAAGUGAUAGAAUUGAAUCGAACAGAAUUUGUUAUCCAAACUACACAAUUAUCUGAUGCUGGUGAUGUUAUUUGUGAAGCUCGUAAUGAAAUUGGCAGUCGUUCCCAUACAUUCAAAGUGAUUGUUCAAGCCAAACCAGUCAUAACACUUUCGGAACAAAUUGUACAUGGACCAGUUGGUACUGAUGUUGAGAUAAAAUGUAUGGCUGAAGCAUAUCCAUUUGCCAAUAUUGAAUGGUAUUAUAAUUCGAAUCAACCGAUUCAUGUUUCAAGCAAACAUAAAAUUGUCAAUAAUAUGAAUGAACAUUCAUCAACAUUGACCAUUUUCAAUGUUGGACCUAAAGAUCAUCAAGAUUAUUUCUGUUUAGCGGUCAAUUCUUUGGGCGAAGAAAAAGCUUAUUUUGCAGUGACUGGCCGACCAUCUAAACCGAAAUUUACUAGUCCAAAAGUCAGCCAUAAUGGUGAUACUUAUCAAUUGGAAUGGGUCACUUUUUCACAACCACCAAUCAAAAAUACAACAUUAAGAGUUCGAGAAAUUGAUCAUGUGAAUGGACAACCAGGUGAAUGGCAGAUAAUAAAUGUUGAACCUACAGUUUCGGAUGCCACAGCAAUGAAAACUCGAGAACCACGUCGUCGACAGACAUACAUGUUGGAAAAUCUUGCACAAGAUAAAAGUUAUGAAGUUGAUGUUGCAGUAGCCAAUGACUUUGGCACCACAAAAAGUGAUGUAUUUGUAUUCUCUACUUCCGAUUUCACCAGUGCUGAUGCUAAAUCAUUAGGAAUGAAUUUCAUAAUGAUGAUAUUCAUGUUUUUGUUGAUCUCGGUGAUUGCUUAAUUUCUUCUGUUUUCGUCAUCUUUUCAUCUGUUUGGAUUAAUCAAUGCACACAAAUCUUUUAUUGCUGCUAAAUUUUUUAAAUUACUAAUCACGGAAUUAAUAAAGCGCCCAAAUACAUCAUCAUCAUUAUUAUAUUUUCUGGCGAAAUCAAACAUCUCAUCAUAACAAUUAUACAAUUCAAAUUCAAUGAUUUAUGGCUAAGUCAUCACCAGUGGC
Dermatophagoides pteronyssinus (European house dust mite) is the source of this 1617-nucleotide messenger RNA. RefSeq names its product protein amalgam-like. The record is from RefSeq and is a predicted model, not a curated record. Lineage: Eukaryota; Metazoa; Arthropoda; Arachnida; Sarcoptiformes; Pyroglyphidae. Gene Ontology annotation, cellular component: neuronal cell body; axon; plasma membrane. Gene Ontology annotation, molecular function: axon guidance receptor activity. Gene Ontology annotation, biological process: synapse organization; homophilic cell-cell adhesion.